AUGUCCCAGGUUAAUGGUAGGGGUAACACCCUUCAACAGCAGGCAAAAACGGAGUGGAUUGUUCGGCUGGAGGUGCAGCGCCGGCACGCAAAGGGCUCGCUCCGCGUUCUUGAUUCCAUGAUUCGUGAGGUGGACGACCAGCUGCUUUAUGUUGCUCAGUUUAAGAAGGAGUGGCUGCAGCACCGCAGGGAACUGGAGGCGGCAAGACAGGAUGUUUUGGCCGAAGAGGCGGCAAAAAGGCAGCAGCUUGAGAGGCAUUGCUUGAAUACACAGAAGCAGCUUGCGGGUAGGAAUUUUGUAGCUUCGAGGGGGGAACUUUAG
Molecule: messenger RNA, 321 nt
Organism: Trypanosoma rangeli
Lineage: Eukaryota; Euglenozoa; Kinetoplastea; Trypanosomatida; Trypanosomatidae
Exons: 1
Coding region: 1-321 (106 amino acids)
Source: RefSeq, a predicted model, not a curated record